This is a messenger RNA of Aspergillus heteromorphus CBS 117.55, 1297 nucleotides long. Its product is annotated as metallophosphatase domain-containing protein. NCBI's taxonomy places the organism in Eukaryota, Fungi, Ascomycota, Eurotiomycetes, Eurotiales, Aspergillaceae. The coding region runs from base 66 to 1004 and encodes 312 amino acids. The transcript has a single exon. Gene Ontology annotation, molecular function: hydrolase activity. The record is from RefSeq and is a predicted model, not a curated record.
CGAUCCCACCCCCCCCCUCCCCCACAAAACACACGGGGAAAGCUUCAUUCCAACGCUUUCAAACCAUGUGGUUCCGCCGCACCUCAGGCCUGGAUGCCCUGCUGCAGCGCCCCGAGCAAGAGAGCUUUCUCCGCCGCUUCCUGCGCUCUCCCGUGACAACCACCGCACGGCUCCUCUACAACUACUUCACCCGCAAGCAUCCCAUUCCCACCCAGCAAACCGAUAGCUCUCGAGUCCGAGUAGUCUGCAUUUCAGACACCCACAAUACCCAACCCCAACUCCCAGACGGCGACAUCCUCAUCCACGCCGGCGACCUCACCCAAUCUGGGACGCAGGGGGAACUCAACGCGCAGAUCGAACGGCUGGAUGCGCAACCCCACCGACACAAAGUCGUCAUAGCAGGCAACCACGAGCUGUGUCUCGAUCCUCGCUUCUCCGAUACUGCGACUACCAUCAACUGGAAGUCCCUCAUAUACCUCCAAAACACCUCAACCACCCUCGAAUUCGGCGACGAUUACACCCCGCGUCGUCUGAAGGUGUUCGGCUCUCCGUAUACCCCUAAACACGGCAACUGGGCCUUUGAAUGCCUGCGGACUAAUUCAAGAUUCUGGGGAGAUGUCGGGAUCCCCGAAGACACGGAUAUCCUCAUAACUCAUGGACCGCCGAGGGGACAUCUCGAUCUGGGAUGGCUGGGGUGUUCGCUUCUUCUGGAGAGAUUGUGGGAAAUAAAGCGCAGACCAAGGUUGCAUGUUUUCGGGCAUAUUCAUGGUGGAUAUGGGGCUGAGAUUGUUUGUUGGGAUGCGUUUCAAAGGGUUUAUGAGGGGGUGAUGGAUCGGAAAGUAGGAUGGGUCGGGGUGGUGAAAUCGGUGUAUUUGGGGACCGCACGGGCGUUGCUCGGGAGAAGAUUCGGUUUGGGAGGCCAGGAUAUGAUUAUGGUUAAUGCUGCUGUGGUGGGGGGUGUCCGCGAUGAGAAGAGGCGGGAGGCGAUCUGCAUUGAUAUCUAGCCUCCAGCGCAGCUGAGGAAGGUCUCAGAUUGGCCUUGUAAUUUACCAGGUGAUGUCUAUUUCCGAUUGGACUUUGCUGAUCGUGUGUUGUAGGCCGUGAAUUGGGACUAAAUUGUAUCUCAUUGGACUCUUGACACCACGGUAGAGUCAAAUAGAUCCUUCCCGAGAGGAUCAUGCACUCUUUUGAUUCAUAUGAAAGACGAUAGGAUUGCUUGCGUCUCUUUCCAUGAAUGUAUCUUACAAUGUUUCAAGUCAUCCAGCAACCAGUGCUUCAGAGAAUUCCAAGCCGGAGG